AUGGGAGGAGGUGGAGGUGGGGGAUCCACUUUGACUUACCCUGAAGUAUCCCAAAUCCUGCCAUGGAGUCUACCACCGGUUCACAACUUCAACCCGAUUCAUUUCCCAACCCGUGACCACGAUCCGUUUCUCCUCCCUCCAACUCCAUCAGUACCCUAUGGCGGUUUAUUCAACAGAAGGCCUCCGGGUUUGCAAUUCGGGUACGAGGGUUCAUCAACGGACCAUUUGAGACUCAUUUCAGACUCCCUUGGGCAGGUGGUGCACCCUGGCUCCGCCGGCCCUUUUGGCCUCCAGGCGGAGCUGCAGAAAAUGACUGCUCAAGAAAUCAUGGAUGCUAAGGCACUCGCUGCAUCUAAAAGCCACAGUGAAGCUGAGAGGAGACGAAGAGAGAGAAUCAAUAACCAUCUUGCUAAGCUCAGAAGCUUACUCCCAAGUACAACCAAAACGGAUAAAGCUUCAUUGCUUGCAGAAGUAAUCCAGCAUGUGAAGGAGCUGAAGCGCCAAACUUCAAUAAUAGCAGAAACAAGUCCAGUUCCAACUGAGGUCGACGAGUUAAUAGUGGAUGAUGCAUCAGAUGAAGAUAAUAAAUUUAUGAUCAAAGCUUCAAUCUGCUGUGAAGACAGACCUGAUCUUUUGCCUGAUCUUAUCAAGACCCUAAAAGCACUAAGGUUAAGAACACUCAAAGCUGAAAUUACAACACUCGGAGGGCGUGUGAAGAAUGUUUUGUUCAUUGCUGGGGAAGAAGAUGAGGAGGAGGAACAGCAACAAUACUGUAUUAGCUCAAUACAAGAAGCCCUUAAAGCAGUUAUGGAGAAAUCUAAUGGUGAUGAAUCUGGUUCAGGGAAUGUUAAGAGACAAAAAACCAAUAUCAAUAUAUAUCCUUGA
Messenger RNA from Fraxinus pennsylvanica, 885 nucleotides. The record is from the annotation of a GenBank genome assembly. Lineage: Eukaryota; Viridiplantae; Streptophyta; Magnoliopsida; Lamiales; Oleaceae.